AUGUCAGCCACACCACAUCUCAUCACGAGAACCAAGGAGUACUACCAAAUCGAUCUCACCACAAGGCUACCCCCGGGGACCGACAGCAUCGAUCAGCUAAACAACAACCCAAGGCAGCCUAGGCCGCCAGCAGAGGCUAAGCGGCCUGUCCCAGAAUGGCCACCGUUGUCGGAACGAAAAGGCAAAUGGAUUGCCAAAUACCUAGACACGCUGGAUCCCGAAACCGAGUACGAUCAGAUCAUUCGGACAGCCAAUUUUUUUGCCGGCACGAGUUUCGCGGUAGCCAUUGGAUAUUGCUCAACAUUUGUACACCUAGUACAAACCCCCGCUGGCGCGGCUGCUAUUCACCACGGCGGAAGAGUCUACAAGCGUGGCCACCAACGCUUCUAUGAGACCCAAAACCACUUUCUAGAUUGGAUGUGGUAUGGAAGCGACUCUGAUGAAACGAUAGAAGAUAUCGAAAGCGUCAACAAGCUGCAUGCCGGCCUAUGGAGGAAUGUCCCUGGAACCUUUUCUUCCCCUUGGGAAGGUAUGAUGUCCGUCAUUGGUUCUGCAUACUUCGAGACAUACCUACGGAAGCUCGUUGGGGCGCGCAAUCAGAAACCCCAUCCCCAUCUAGCCGCGGCGUGGCCUGCUUGGGCCGAACGCGUCUGUUCUCACUUUCGGACGGAGCCGGGAGCCAACUUUCGGGAUUAUGGUGCCAAUUUCCCCAGAAACUGGACAGAACUCGAAGAUUUCUACUUAUGGUUCCAGAGUUUGCCUUUCAAGGAGUAUACCAAUGACGAAGACCGUCAGAAGGGCCAUGAGAUUGCCCAGGCAUUCCUUGAUCAAUUCAGCACACUAUGGUUUCCAAGACAGUUACACUGGCUCGGACGUAGUGUUCUCUUGACUCUGGUAUCUGAAAAGGUGCGCAAGCAGCAGCAGCUUGGAUCGCCAAAUUCUAUCAUAGCGUCAGGAAUCAAGCUUGGGUUUAAACUGCUGUUCGAUGUAACAGACAUUAUGCCAGACCCUGUUACACCUGCAUUGUUAGAGGAGUAUCGAGCGGUAAAGGCGUGGAAGUGGCAUCAGAUUGAUGUUCAGGUUAGGAGAGAGUGGCAUCACCGAGAGCGGAUAUUAGAUGUGGUGCUCUUCGCAGCAUCUAUCCUUAUCCUGUUUGCUUACUAUGAGGCUUCGAAGCUCCUUGCUAAAACCUCAACACUUAGCGGAGAUAUUUUAACACAUAUAAGAACUGCUAAGCUAUUGCAAGAUAAGAAAACUUAA
Fusarium vanettenii 77-13-4 is the source of this 1260-nucleotide messenger RNA. RefSeq lists its product as uncharacterized. Lineage: Eukaryota; Fungi; Ascomycota; Sordariomycetes; Hypocreales; Nectriaceae. Bases 1 to 1260 code for a protein of 419 amino acids. The transcript has 5 exons. The record is from RefSeq and is a predicted model, not a curated record.